Molecule: messenger RNA, 4051 nt
Organism: Budorcas taxicolor (takin)
Lineage: Eukaryota; Metazoa; Chordata; Mammalia; Artiodactyla; Bovidae
Gene: LZTS3
Product: leucine zipper tumor suppressor family member 3
Exons: 4
Coding region: 219-2234 (671 amino acids)
Biological process (GO): regulation of dendritic spine morphogenesis
Cellular component (GO): dendritic spine
Source: RefSeq, a predicted model, not a curated record
GAUGGCUCAGUCGGCCGGUCCAAAGUCGCGUAGCUGGUUCGUGCCGAGCUGCGAGAGUGAGGCACAUGGCCCCUGCAGACCGGGCCUCGGAGGGUCCCAGGCUUGAGGCCCCAUCGGCCCCCCACCCCCUUGGAGAGGCAAGGAGAGGAUCCUGCGCCGGUAGUGAGCCUCCACUUCUGUCCUUGACUGCAACACCCUAGUGCCCCCCUGGCUUAGUCAUGGCGAAGCUGGAGACACUGCCUGUGCGUGCUGACCCAGGGCGAGAUCCCCUCCUGGCCUUCGCCCCUCGGCCCUCUGAGCUCGGACCCCCAGACCCUCGCCUGGCCAUGGGCAGUGUGGGCAGUGGAGUGGCUCACACCCAGGAGUUUGCCAUGAAAAGUGUGGGUACCCGCACAGGGGGUGGGGGCAGCCAGGGCAGUUUCCCUGGUCCCCGUGGCAGUGGGGUCAGCAGGGAGAGGCCAGGCCGCUACCCCUCAGAGGACAAGGCUCUCGCCAAUUCACUCUACCUCAAUGGCGAGCUACGGGGCAGCGAUCACACGGACGUCUGUGGCAACGUGGUGGGCAGCAGCGGCGGCAGCAGCAGCAGUGGCGGCAGUGAUAAGGCCCCCCCACAGUAUCGUGAGCCCAGCCACCCGCCCAAGCUCCUGGCCACCUCUGGCAAGCUAGACCAGUGCUCAGAGCCGCUAGUUCGGCCUUCGGCCUUCAAGCCUGUUGUACCCAAGAACUUCCACUCCAUGCAGAACUUGUGCCCCCCACAGACCAACGGGACCCCUGAGGGACGACAGGGCCCUGGUGGCCUCAAGGGUGGACUGGACAAGUCUCGGACCAUGACCCCAGCGGGCGGGGGUGGGAGCGGCCUCUCAGACUCAGGCCGGAACUCACUCACAAGCCUGCCCACCUACAGUUCCAGCUAUAGCCAGCACCUGGCGCCCCUCAGUGCCUCCACCAGCCAUAUCAACCGCAUUGGCACUGCCAGCUAUGGUAGUGGCAGUGGUGGUGGCAGCAGUGGUGGGUCGGGCUACCAGGACCUGGCAACGUCUGACAGUGGGCGGGCCUCCAGCAAGAGUGGGUCAUCCUCAUCCAUGGGGCGACCAGGUCACCUGGGAUCCGGGGAGGGUGGAGGAGGAGGCCUGCCAUUUGCGGCCUGCUCACCACCUUCGCCCAGUGCUCUGAUCCAGGAGCUAGAGGAGCGGCUGUGGGAGAAGGAGCAGGAGGUGGCAGCUCUGCGGCGUAGCCUGGAGCAGAGUGAGGCGGCAGUGGCCCAGGUGCUGGAGGAGCGGCAGAAGGCCUGGGAGCGUGAGCUGGCUGAGCUGCGGCAGGGCUGCAGUGGCAAGCUGCAGCAGGUGGCCCGGCGCGCCCAGCGCGCCCAGCAAGGCCUGCAGCUACAGGUGCUGCGGCUGCAGCAGGACAAGAAGCAGCUACAGGAGGAGGCAGCCCGGCUGAUGCGGCAGCGGGAAGAGCUUGAGGACAAGGUUGCCGCCUGCCAGAAGGAACAGGCCGACUUCCUGCCCCGGAUGGAGGAAACUAAGUGGGAGGUAUGCCAGAAGGCUGGGGAGAUUUCCCUUCUGAAGCAGCAGCUGAAGGACUCGCAGGCAGACGUGUCCCAGAAGCUGAAUGAGAUUGUUGGGCUGCGCUCACAGCUGCGGGAGGGCCGGGCCUCCCUGCGGGAGAAGGAGGAGCAGCUGCUCAGCCUGAGGGACUCCUUCAGCAGCAAACAGGCCAGCCUGGAGCUGGGUGAGGGAGAGCUGCCCUCUGCCUGCCUCAAGCCGGCGCUGACCCCAGUGGACCCGGCUGAGCCACAGGAUGCACUGGCCACCUGCGAGAGCGAUGAGGCUAAGAUGCGCCGUCAGGCUGGGGUGGCUGCUGCCGCCUCCUUGGUUUCCUUGGAUGGGGAGGUGGAUGCUGGUGGGGAGAGUGGGACGCGGGCCCUGAGGCGGGAGGUGGGGCGGCUGCAGGCUGAGCUGGCAGCUGAGCGGCGAGCCCGGGAGCGCCAGGGUGCCAGCUUUGCAGAGGAGCGCCGAGUGUGGCUGGAGGAGAAGGAGAAGGUCAUCGAGUACCAGAAGCAGCUGCAGCUGAGUUAUGUGGAGAUGUACCAGCGCAACCAGCAGCUAGAGCGGCGGCUGCGAGAGCGAGGGGCUGCGGGAGGUGCCAGCACACCUACACCCCAACACGGGGAGGAGAAGAAAGCCUGGACCCCCUCCCGCCUUGAGCGCAUCGAGUCCACAGAAAUAUAAGCCCCUACCUGGGCAUGUGGCCUUUUGACAAGUACCCAGUCAAAGGCCAGAGUCCCCAGUAUCCUCUUCCCUGCCAUCUCUUUUCCCCAUUUCCCCUGAAUCCCCAGACCAAAGAGGUUCUCAAAGCAGCUGUGACCAGGCCCCUCCCCUCCCCUCACUGGGUGCCUCCCAGCUCUACCACUGCCCCACUAGGCAGCUCCACUCAACCCACCUCCCAAGGAGGAAAUAGGGGGAGGGCAGAGUGAAUGGGGCUGAGGGCCCAGGCUGCAGGGGAACUCGGGCUCCUUUUCUUGGCACUCCCUUGUUGCAGAGGUGGUAGGCCUUGCAGAGCCAUGAGGUGCCCAGCCCCUUGGUGGGUCUGGGCUGCUACUGUUGGCCACCCUGUGUCCAGAGAUGCUCUCUGUACCAAUCUCCUAGGCCAUGUAGCCUGAGGGGGACUGUGUGGGGUCUGCCAAAGCUGACACUCUGGGCUCCUGGCCUCCCUCUUUCCUGCACUCUUCUCCCUCCCUGGUCAGAUUGGCAGGACAAGUGGGAGCAGAUGGCCUGCCUGCAGUUGAGAGGGCUACCUGCCUAGCCCCUCCCUGCCAAGGUCGCUACAGCCUGGGCUAGUCCUGAGUGUGUGUCUGUAUGUGUAUGUUGGAGGAGGUAAGGGCUGAGGCUGAAGGCUCGGUACCCAGGGAAGUUCUGCUGUCUGGUUCUUGGAAAGGGUCACCUGGAGGCUUCUUAGCUCUACCCUCACCCCUCUGACCAGGAUCCUGUAGGACAACAGCCCCAUUUGCUUGGCUGACCCCACACCUAGGGCCACUAUCCAGCUCUAACUACAGUUAUUAAGUGCCACCUGCCUCUCAGGCACUCCCCUCAUCGAAUUUCUGAGGUCCUAUGAGUGUCUGUGAUGUCUUCCUAUGUCUUCCCACUUGAUUCCCUCAGCCACCUUCUGCUUUCGUGCUCAGCCUACUGCUUUCAUGCUCAGAACAUCAUUGUCCUAGGCCACCUCUUCCCCUAAACCUCACCUUUUCUUCCAGUAGAAAACUCUGCUUGAUCUUUGGUGCACUGCCCACUUCCUAGCUCCUUUGGGCCCAAGCCUGAGCCCAAGGCCCUUGUUUUGGGGGGUGGGGGGGUAACUAUGAUUGCUCUUGAAGAGCAAGGCUGAACUGAGAGAAUCACUGACCCCUGGGUCCAAGAGGCCUGAGGUAGCCCAGUGUUUGCCCAGGGUAGUCCUGGCAUGGCCAUUAGUGGGGGUUGGGGCAGCCAGUCACUUCCUCCUCUGGGGGCCCUCUUAGAGUCCAUCUCCCAAAAUAAGAAGGGAAAGGCAAAUUUCUAACACACCAGCAAUAAAAAUCGGAGGAGGUUUGGCCCUCGGCCCUUGUAUUUUUCUUUUAACUCUCUCCUUCCCACCCCCAAGACUGGGUUUGUGGGGCAGGCUGGAGGGAGCUGGCAACUACUGUGAGCAAUCCCCCGACCCCUGACCAGCCUCCUCUCAUGACUGGUGACUGUUUAAUGAGCUGUGCACCCCCCACACAAACAGGAGUGCCCUUGUGGCCUCUGUUCUGCACAGCCCCUUCUGGUGCCCCUUACCAGUUCUCUGAGCUGGGUAGGGGGCUGUCCUGGCAAUCACUGCCUAUUCCACUCACCCUUCAUUGCACCGGCCCCAGAACCUGGGCCUGGGCCAGAGGGGCAGGAGGAAGAGGAGGCAUUAGUAUGAAAAAAAAAAUUAAAAUGUAGAAAAAAAUAUGAACAGACUCAGCUUUGGGAUUUCCAACCACAAAAGAAAUUAUAUAUAAAUAUAUAUAAAUAUAUAUCUCUACCAUAUGUGAUGG